This is a messenger RNA of Lachancea thermotolerans CBS 6340, 1872 nucleotides long. It is a transcript of the gene SWA2, whose product is annotated as auxilin-like protein SWA2. The transcript has a single exon. Lineage: Eukaryota; Fungi; Ascomycota; Saccharomycetes; Saccharomycetales; Saccharomycetaceae. Gene Ontology annotation, molecular function: protein binding. Bases 1 to 1872 code for a protein of 623 amino acids. The record is from RefSeq and is a predicted model, not a curated record.
AUGUCUAGCGCCUUUGAUGAUCUUUUCUCUGCCUUCAAGGGUGGGAAUGAAUCCAGCAGUAAUACCAAACCCAAAGGUGAAAGCCUAGCCGGCGCCCGUUUGCCUUUGACAGGGGAAGCUAGCCGCAAGGAUGCGGAUGCAGAUUUAGACGCCUUCUUUGGAUCGAAGACAAGCAAUGCCACCUCUGGGACCGCCAGAGAUGAGUUUGACUUGGCGUUCGACAUGCUUAAUGGACCAGUUGCUUCGCGGCUCGCAGCCCCGGAUGUCGACCUUGUCGAGCCAAAACCUCAGCCUGUCGUCGACGAAGUUAAGGACAUGGAAAUUGCGAGGCUCAUGUCUCUCGGACUUGACUGGGACAAGGCUGCUGAGUAUUAUGAGCGUGGCAUACUGUAUGAGCAGGUCGUAGAUCGCCAAAAGAGACGAACUGCGCGUACUGAAAGGCCUCUGAGGACCAGUCCUCAGAGCAGCCAAUUACGAGAAGAGGAGUCUGACCUCUUUUCUGUUGCAUCAAACUGGCUUAACAAGGGUCGCACUUUCUUGGACUCGAAGCUCAAGCAAGUUCAGACUGAGUAUAGUGAUCGUUCUUUUUCGGACUACAUCUCCUCGAGAUCGGGGUCUAACGCAUCUCCGCCGUGGCUGAAAGAAAGCGGGAGCUACCAUUUGCAAGUAUCCUCAGAUCGCGGAAAGCAGAAAGUCACGACACAGUUCAAGGACCUCAAAAUAGAAGAGGAGACGCAUUUUGGACCCAGAGCGAAUUCCCCUGUGCCAUCUACAAAAUCCCCUGCAGUUUCAGUUGCAUCAGCUUCACACCCUGUGUAUUCCGAAACUCCAGGAGACAAAAGUGAAGCGCCUCCAAAUCCGAGCCCGGUACAAGAUAAUGACCUGUUGAUAGAUUUUGAGGCGCCAGCUCUCAAAACUAGCAAUGUCCCCGCUACCUAUUCUCCGAACUUAACUGAGCUUGAGAGGCAUAGUUUCGAAGAAUUCAAAGAAAAAGGUGCCAACUCCUUCCGCACUGGCGAUUAUCACGCAGCAUUCCAAAACUACGAAAAGUCCCUCAACAGCCUUCCUCUGACACAUCCAUUGCGUGUUGUAUCGUUCUCCAACAUCAUCAUAUGCCGCCUCAAAGUUGGAGAGUAUCGUGAGGCCCUAUCUGACGCUUCAAGUGCCCUCAAGCUCAUUCCACAAGGCUCUAUGAAUUCAAACAUUCCCAAUUUGAACCCGCCAAAGACAUACAAGGAGUUCUGGUCAAAGAUAAUGAACAAUAAGGCUGUAGCCUUCGAACGCGUGGAAAACUAUGAAAAAGCUCUUGAAACUUAUCAACAGCUAAUUGAAGCGGGCGUUACGUCCUCCAAGGUCUUGGAGGCUCGAAGACAGUGCCAAAAGGCUAUUGCGCUUGAAAAGAAACCUGUUUCUGUGGCAAGAAAGUCAGAAACUUCGAUACCAAAGGCCGCGGUAACAAAGAAACCCAGCGGCCGCCCGGCAAAAGUCACUCUUGAGAAUCCUUCCGAGAAACUGGCGCGAGUCCAAGAUAUAAACAAGAAAGAGAAAGAUUUAGAAGCACAAAGAUUUCUGCUUCAUGACGAGGUAAGCAGUCUAAUUCAGGAAUGGUGUGAAGGCCACGAUGACAACCUACGGGAGCUUCUUGCACGAUUCCACACGAUCGUGGAUUGGGUCAAUUGGAAGGAGGUCUCAACAGCAGAUUUAGUUGUGCCGAAAAAGGCGAAGGUGAUCUACUUGAAGGCUGUUGCUAAGACGCAUCCGGACAAGAUUCAAGAUUCUUGGCCUUUGAAGAGGAAGAUGAUCGCAGAAAACGUGUUCAUUGUCUUAAGUAAGGCCUGGGAAACGUUCAAAGAAAAAAACCAGCUUUCCUAA